AUGGGUUCUGUCUCCUCCGCUCUGGCGCGGUCCCGCAACACCGUCGUGCAGCCGGGAUUGUCGCCACCGCAGCCCGAAGUGCCGCUGGCUACUCCUGCCCCUCGCAAAGACUCUAGAACCCAGAGGCGCCAAGGCUCCUCCAGACCUUCACCAGCCUGGGAACCGCCGCCGGCCGGGCACAGGCAGCAAGAGCUCCAGAAGUUGGAGAGCGCGGAGCUGUCUCCGGUGCUGAAGCGAUUGCCGACUAUGUCCCAACCCUCCCCUAGCUAUGGUCCAGAGGAGACUGGCACUGGGAAGACAGAGGAGUGGAACAUCCAGACAGAAACCACAGAGAAACAGGCAGCUGCAAAAGAACAAGUUGCAAAUGAAGCAGGAGAUAAGAAUGCGAGACCACUUGCCCGCUUCUCCCGGUCUAAGUCACAGAACUGUCUGUGGAACUCCUUCAUUGAUGGUCUCACUGGGAAUGUCAAGGAGAAGCCACGGCCAACGAUUGUCCAGGACACCCGUCCCCCAGAGGAAAUUUUGGCAGAUGAAUUGCCACAGCUGGAUAGCCCAGAAGCUUUGGUGAAGACAUCCUUCAGGUUACGGUCUUUGGUCAAGCAGUUAGAGCGAGGGGAGGCCUCUGUGGUAGAUCUCAAGAAGAAUCUGGAAUAUGCAGCCACAGUGCUUGAAUCUGUAUAUAUCGAUGAAACAAGGCGACUCCUGGACACAGAGGAUGAGCUUAGUGACAUUCAGUCAGAUGCUGUGCCUUCCGAGGUCCGAGACUGGCUGGCCUCCACCUUCACACGGCAGAUGGGGUUGAUGCUCAGGAGAAGCGAUGAGAAGCCCAGGUUCAAGAGCAUCGUCCAUGCCGUGCAAGCUGGAAUAUUUGUGGAGAGAAUGUACAGACGAACCUCAAACAUGGUUGGGUUGAGCUAUCCACCAGCUGUUAUUGAUGCAUUAAAGGAUGUGGACAACUGGUCCUUCGAUGUCUUUUCCCUGAAUGAAGCUAGUGGAGAUCAUGCAUUGAAAUUCAUUUUCUAUGAAUUACUCACGCGCUAUGACCUGAUCAGCCGUUUUAAGAUCCCCAUUUCUGCACUUGUCUCAUUUGUGGAAGCCCUGGAGGUGGGGUACAGCAAGCACAAAAAUCCUUACCAUAACCUGAUGCAUGCCGCUGAUGUCACACAAACUGUGCAUUACCUCCUCUAUAAGACGGGAGUAGCGAACUGGCUGACGGAGCUGGAGAUCUUUGCAAUAAUCUUCUCGGCUGCCAUCCACGACUAUGAACACACUGGAACUACCAACAAUUUCCACAUUCAGACUCGGUCGGAUCCAGCUAUCCUAUACAAUGACAGAUCUGUAUUGGAGAAUCACCACUUGAGUGCAGCCUACCGCCUUCUGCAGGAAGACGAAGAGAUGAAUAUUCUCGUCAACCUCUCAAAGGAUGACUGGAGGGAGUUUCGAACCUUGGUAAUUGAGAUGGUAAUGGCCACAGAUAUGUCCUGUCAUUUCCAGCAAAUCAAAGCCAUGAAGACAGCCCUGCAGCAGCCAGAAGCAAUUGAAAAGCCGAAAGCCUUAUCCCUGAUGCUGCACACAGCAGACAUCAGCCAUCCUGCGAAAGCAUGGGAUCUGCACCACCGCUGGACCAUGUCUCUCCUGGAGGAGUUCUUCAGACAGGGUGACAGAGAAGCAGAGCUGGGGUUGCCGUUUUCUCCUCUGUGUGACAGAAAGUCAACCAUGGUUGCUCAGUCACAAGUGGGUUUCAUUGACUUCAUUGUGGAACCCACCUUCACUGUGCUCACCGAUAUGACCGAAAAGAUUGUGAGUCCAUUAAUCGAUGAAAGCUCCCAGACUGGUGGGACAGGCCAGAGGCGCUCAAGUUUAAACAGCAUCAACUCAUCAGAUGCAAAGCGAUCAGGUGUCAAGAGCUCUGGCUCAGAAGGAAGUGCUCCCAUCAACAACUCCGUCAUCCCUGUCGACUAUAAGAGUUUUAAAGCCACUUGGACUGAAGUGGUGCACAUCAAUCGGGAGCGGUGGCGGGCCAAGGUCCCCAAAGAGGAGAAAGCCAAGAAGGAAGCUGAAGAGAAGGCUCGCCUGGCUGCUGAGGAAAAGCAGAAGGAAUUGGAGGCCAAAGGCCAAGCUGAACAAGGCACAGCCAGCAAAGCUGAGAAAAAGACAUCAGGAGAAGCAAAGAGUCAAGUUAAUGGAACACGUACAAACAAGGGUGACAACCUUCGUGGAAAGAACCCCAAAGGUGACAAGGCAGGAGAAAAGCAGCAGAAUGGUGACUUGAAAGAUGGUAAAAAUAAGGCAGACAAGAAGGAUCACUCCAACACCGGAAAUGAGUCAAAGAAAACAGAUGGUACAAAGAAGCGUUCUCAUGACUCGCCCGCUCCAAGCACUAGUUCCACAAGUCGCCUUACCUUGCCCGACUACCAAGGUGAUAGGGAGAUACCCAUCAGUAUCCAUGAAGUUUCUGAGAAUGAGAGACUGAGCACUCUCAGAAUUAAUUGGGGACUACGGAUAAAGCAUCCAUAUAGAAACAUCCUUCGAAGAGACCUGACCAUCUCCAAGGUCUGA
This is a messenger RNA of Psammomys obesus (fat sand rat), 2559 nucleotides long. RefSeq names its product phosphodiesterase 1C (gene Pde1c). Gene Ontology annotation, molecular function: 3',5'-cyclic-nucleotide phosphodiesterase activity. Lineage: Eukaryota; Metazoa; Chordata; Mammalia; Rodentia; Muridae. The transcript has 21 exons. Bases 1 to 2559 code for a protein of 852 amino acids. The record is from RefSeq and is a predicted model, not a curated record. Gene Ontology annotation, biological process: signal transduction.